Molecule: messenger RNA, 1418 nt
Organism: Brachypodium distachyon (stiff brome)
Lineage: Eukaryota; Viridiplantae; Streptophyta; Magnoliopsida; Poales; Poaceae
Product: 1-aminocyclopropane-1-carboxylate oxidase 1
Exons: 2
Coding region: 119-1084 (321 amino acids)
Source: RefSeq, a predicted model, not a curated record
CGUCUCCCCUGCAUUUUUCCUCACUCACAAGUCACAAGCACUUGCAGAGAGCAGCAGUAGCGAGACAGUAGCGGCGAUUUGGUUGGGUUGGUACUGUGUAGAGUGCCGAGAGCUAGAAAUGGCACCGGCUUCGUCGUUCCCGAUCAUCGACAUGGGGCUGCUGGGCGGGGAGGAGAGGCCCGCGGCCAUGGAGCUGCUGCACGACGCAUGCGAGAACUGGGGAUUCUUCCAGGUUCUGGACCACGGCAUCUCGACGGAGCUGCUGGACGAGGUGGAGAAGAUGACCAAGGCGCACUACAAGAGGGUGCGCGAGCAGAGGUUCCUGGAGUUCGCGAGCAAGACGCUGGAGGGCGGCAAGGCUGACACGGAGAACCUGGACUGGGAGAGCACCUUCUUCGUGCGCCACCUCCCUGAGCCCAACAUCGGCGACAUACCGGACCUCGACGACGACUACAGGCGUGUGAUGAAGCAGUUCGCGGCGGAGCUGGAGAAGCUGGCGGAGCGGCUCCUGGACCUGCUCUGCGAGAACCUCGGCCUGGAGAAAGGCUACCUCACGCGCGCCUUCCGCGCCGGCUCCAAGGCCGGCGUCCCGACCUUCGGCACCAAGGUCAGCAGCUACCCGCCGUGCCCUCGCCCGGACCUCGUCAAGGGCCUCCGCGCCCACACCGACGCCGGCGGCAUCAUCCUGCUCUUCCAGGACGACCAAGUCGGCGGCCUCCAGCUGCUCAAGGACGGCGCCUGGGUCGACGUGCCGCCCACGCGCCACUCCAUCGUCGUCAACCUCGGCGACCAGCUGGAGGUCAUCACCAGUGGGAGGUACAAGAGCGUGCUCCACCGCGUGGUCGCGCAGACCGACGGCAACCGCAUGUCCAUCGCGUCCUUCUACAACCCGGCCAGCGACGCCGUCAUCUUCCCGGCGCCGGCGCUGGUGAAGAAGGAAGCCGGCGCCGGGACGUACCCCAAGUUCGUGUUCGAGGACUACAUGAAGCUGUACGUGCGCCACAAGUUCGAGGACAAGGAGCCCAGGUUCGAGGCCUUCAUGUCCAUGGAGACCGACACCUCCAAGCUCAUCGCCACCGCUUGAUUUACCUUGCUCUGCUCCGCGGCCGCCGGCCGGGCUUCAGUUUUAAUGUCGCCGACGACGAUACUCUACAUAGGAUGCUUCAAAGUUCGUACGGGCUGCUAGACUACUGGUGACUGGUUUGUAUGUACUGUCGAAUAAACAGGCUAGGAGCUAGCUUGGACAUGUAUUGUCAUUCACGCUGUGUCGUGCUUUGUGUGCUAAGCCUAGCUAGGACAUGUAUUUGUCAUUUUCGCUGUGUUGUGCUGCUUCCGACCAGCAUGAGAGUUGUACUGUGCUGUAUCUGUUCUUAUUCCCAUACUCGUUGUCUCCUUGUGUAGUAUAAGUGCCUUUUCAG